CUGAAUCAAUCUCAUCAUCGUUUCACUCGCACGUACUACAGAGAUCAGGCGCGCGCCCAUGGUUUCAUCGAUGAACCACAACAGAGAUCAGGCGCCUCUUUCCCUUUCCCUCUCUCUUGGCGCCGUGGCCGACCGCAAGAAGAAGCUGACGCGUGCCGCGGCCAGAAACGGUGAGGGCGCCGGCGAGUUCGCGUGCAAGACGUGCGGCCGCUCCUUCCCGACCUUCCAGGCGCUCGGCGGGCACCGGACCAGCCAUCUCCGCGGCCGCCACGGACUCGCGCUCGCCCUCGCCGGAGAUCACUACUCCCUCGAGCCCAAGAAGACCACUUCAGACGAUCAGAAGCCGGCAGCGGUACACCAGUGCCAUGUCUGCGGCCUCACCUUCGAGAUGGGGCAGGCGCUCGGGGGGCACAUGCGCAGGCACCGCGAGGAGGCCGGCGCCCUGGCGCAGGCGCCGCCCGUUCUACUCCAGCUCUUCGUCUAGCUCGAUUUAUUGGAGAACUUGAUCUAGUGCAGAGUUCCUGCAGGUUGACCCGGCCUUUCUAAGUUGCUCCACACCCUAUAGUCGUAGCCUCGUAGGCGUUGAUCGCUGGUUCAUUCGUUCCUUUGUGUACAUAUAGCACCAGGACUUGUUCAUUCAUUCGUUCGGAGAUGGUAUACAUUGAUUCAUUCGUUUCUUUUGUUUC
Molecule: messenger RNA, 686 nt
Organism: Lolium perenne
Lineage: Eukaryota; Viridiplantae; Streptophyta; Magnoliopsida; Poales; Poaceae
Product: zinc finger protein ZAT7-like
Source: RefSeq, a predicted model, not a curated record